CAAAUCAUGGUUUAAAGAGUUCCUGUGACAGAGACUCCACCAUUCACACUAGUUCAAACCAGCGAGUGACCCGGGCCCCAGGCUACAGAGGGAGGCGAACUCCUUCUCCUCCCCCCCCCCCUCGCUCUCUGCCAACCGGCCCUGGGGAAAUUCCUUCCCUGCCCUAAAUCUGGGGAUCAAUUACUGGCCGCAGGCGGGAUGGCAGCACUGUGGAGGUCGUACCAGCGGCUCAUGGCCCAGCACCCCUGGAAAGUGCAGAUCCUCACAGCUGGGUCCCUGGUGGGAGUCGGAGAUGUGAUCUCUCAGCAGCUGGUGGAAAGAAGGGGCCUGAGAGGGCACAGCAGUCGAAGGACGCUGAAGAUGAUGGCCAUUGGCUUCUGCUUUGUGGGCCCUGUGGUAGGAGGCUGGUACCAGCUCCUGGAUCGACUUAUUCCGGGAAACACCAGGAUGGUGGCGUUGAAGAAGAUGGCGCUGGAUCAGGUGGGGUUUGCACCUUGCUUCCUGGGCUGUUUCUUGGCCAUCGCCGGGGCACUCAACGGCCUGUCCGCCGAGGAGAGCUGGGCCAAGAUCCGACGGGAUUACCCGGACGCGCUGCUCACCAACUAUUACCUCUGGCCAGCCGUGCAGAUUGCCAACUUCUACUUCAUCCCCCUGAACCACAGGCUGGCUGUCGUGCAGGUGGUGGCUGUCGUCUGGAAUUCCUACCUGUCCUGGAAGGCGAACAAGCUGUGAGGCCCCGGGUCCGACGCCCCUCCCAUCACCCCCUAACCCGGUCUCCCCCAGUCUCCUGCCCGGCCUGCCCCCGCCAUGCCGCACCCUCCUCUGCUCCCCAUAGCGAAGGGCUGUGGGGCUGGCCCCCGUCCCCGUUGCCUCCACCCAGCCUCAGGGCCCCCCCAUGCCGCACCCUCCUCUGCUCCCCAUAGUGAAUGGCCGUGGGGCCGUCCCCCGUCCCCGUUGCCUCCACCCAGCCGCAGGGCCCCCCCAUGCCGCACCCUCCUCUGCUCCCCAUAGUGAAUGGCCGUGGGGCCGGCCCCCGUCCCCGUUCCCUCCACCCAGCCGCAGGGCCCCCCCAUGCCGCACCCUCCUCUGCGACUGCCAUAGUGAAUGGCCGUGGGGCCGGCCCCCGUCCCCGUUCCCUCCACCCAGCCGCAGGGCCCCCCAUGCCGCACCCUCCUCUGCUCCCCAUAGCGCAUGGCCGUGGGGCCGGCCCCCGUCCCCGUUCCCUCCACCCAGCCGCAGGGCCCCCCCCAUGCCGCACCCUCCUCUGCUCCCCAUAGCACAUGGCCGUGGGGCCGGCCCCCGUCCCCGUUCCCUCCACCCAGCCGCAGGGCCCCCCCCAUGCCGCACCCUCCUCUGCUCCCCAUAGCGCAUGGCCGUGGGGCCGGCCCCCGUCCCCGUUCCCUCCACCCAGCCGCAGGGCCCCCCCCAUGCCGCACCCUCCUCUGCUCCCCAUAGCGCAUGGCCGUGGGGCCGGCCCCCGUCCCCGUUCCCUCCACCCAGCCGCAGGGCCCCCCCCAUGCCGCACCCUCCUCUGCUCCCCAUAGUGAAUGGCCGUGGGGCCGGCCCCCGUCCCCGUUCCCUCCACCCAGCCGCAGGGCCCCCCCCAUGCCGCACCCUCCUCUGCUCCCCAUAGUGAAUGGCCGUGGGGCUGGCCCCCGUCCCCGUUCCCUCCACCCAGCCGCAGGGCCCCCCCAUGCCGCACCCUCCUCUGCUCCCCAUAGCGAAGGGCCGUGGGGCCGGCCCCCGUCCCCGUUCCCUCCAACCAGCCGCAGGGCCCACCCCAUGCCGCACCCUCCUCUGCUCCCCAUAGCACAUGGCCGUGGGGCCGGCCCCCGUCCCCGUUCCCUCCACCCAGCCGCAGGGCCCCCCCCAUGCCGCACCCUCCUCUGCUCCCCAUAGUGAAUGGCCGUGGGGCUGGCCCCCGUCCCCGUUCCCUCCACCCAGCCGCAGGGCCCCCCCAUGCCGCACCCUCCUCUGCUCCCCAUAGCGAAGGGCCGUGGGGCCGUCCCCCGUCCCCGUUCCCUCCACCCAGCCGCAGGGCCCCCCCCAUGCCGCACCCUCCUCUGCUCCCCAUAGCGAAGGGCCGUGGGGCCGUCCCCCGUCCCCGUUCCCUCCACCCAGCCGCAGGGCCCCCCCAUGCCGCACCCUCCUCUGCUCCCCAUAGUGAAUGGCCGUGGGGCCGGCCCCCGUCCCCGUUCCCUCCACCCAGCCGCAGGGCCCCCCCAUGCCGCACCCUCCUCUGCGACUGCCAUAGUGAAUGGCCGUGGGGCCGUCCCCCGUCCCCGUUCCCUCCACCCAGCCGCAGGGCCCCCCCCAUGCUGCACCCUCCUCUGUGACUGCCAUAGUGAAUGGCCGUGGGGCUGGCCCCCGUCCCCGUUCCCUCCACCCAGCCGCAGGGCCCCCCCCAUGCCGCACCCUCCUCUGCUCCCCAUAGUGAAUGGCCGUGGGGCCGGCCCCCGUCCCCGUUCCCUCCACCCAGCCGCAGGGCCCCCCCAUGCCGCACCCUCCUCUGUGACUGCCAUAGCGCAGGGCCGUGGGGCUGGCCCCCGCUUUCUGUGCCCUCCACCCAGCCUGGUCUCCCCCAGCCUUCCGCCCGGCCUGCCCUCCCCCACGCCGCACCCUCCUCUGCGACUGCCAUAGUGAAUGGCCAUGGGGCCGGCCCAGCAGUGGCUCUUGGGGGAGCUCCAGGAGGCCACAUCACACAGCAACCAUCGAACUGGCCCCCCAGGGCAGCUUCAACAAAGGAACCGCUGGCACGUGGUGCUGGGGGCCUGAGCUGUGCCCCACGGCUGUCCCCAGCACAGGCGGAGAUUGAUUCCUGCCCCACAGCUGUCCCCAGGGUGACUGAGCUGCACCCCAUGGCGGUCCCUGGCGCCGGGGUAGACCGAGCCGUGCCCCAUGGAGGCCCGCGGUGCUGGGGGCCAUCGAGCCGUGCCCCUGGUUGGAGAGCCCCUCCCCCGACAGGCCCCUCUGAGCCGUUGCCCACACAGCCCAGGCAAGCUGGGAAGGAACUGGAGAAAUAAACUCAGUUACUGGC
Molecule: messenger RNA, 3037 nt
Organism: Malaclemys terrapin pileata
Lineage: Eukaryota; Metazoa; Chordata; Testudines; Emydidae
Gene: MPV17
Product: mitochondrial inner membrane protein MPV17
Exons: 8
Coding region: 199-732 (177 amino acids)
Cellular component (GO): membrane; cytoplasm
Source: RefSeq, a predicted model, not a curated record